AUGUCCACAGUUAAUACCCGUUUUAGUGACAUCACAAACCUGAAAAUGCCUCUGUACGGGGAGGUGCUCGAUGCGCGUAAAGGCCGCUGCGCUGUGGCCUCAGCGGCGCUACGCGCUGGAUCUUGCGUGCUCCGUACAUCCGCUGUGUGCGCCGUGUCUUCCUCUUCCUGUGGGUGGUGUUUUACGCCCCAAGCCGCUCUCCAGCGCUGUACAGGCUGCCGUAAAGCUCGCUACUGCUCUCGCACAUGUCAACAGCGCGACUGGCCGCAACAUCGGCGCGAAUGCCAGGCUUGGCGCUCCAUCCCAGCCAACAAUACUUCACCUACCGUCUUGCUGGUGUCUCGUAUUGCUGACAAGCUUUUUCUAGGCUCUGAAAUCAACCAGGAAGAGAAAAAUCGUGUGCUGAAGCUACGACAUCAUUUAGAUGACCACACGGAGCUUCAGCGGCAACAAUUCCAUGAAAUGACGCAGUUAAUACUUCUUCUUUUAUCUAGAUAUAAAGGAGACAAAGGGAAGCAGAUCCCGAGCUUCGAUAAACUCCAGAACGACCUGGAACCAGAGAUACUCAAACUCUUUGGACUAGUCAAUUGCAACGCCUUCUCGAUCGCAAACGACGUGACCAACGAAGCUGUUGGCAUCGGAUUGUUUCCCGAAGGAGCACUAUUUAAUCACGACUGUGACCCAAACUGUGUCGUGAGUUUUAAAGGCCAAGAGAUGAAGGUGCAUGUGAUUAAGGACGUGGAGCCGGGGCAGGAGCUUACAGUCUCGUACGUUGAGUUGCUGCAGUCGACCAAAAAGAGGCGAACUGAGCUGAAAGCCUCGUACUUCUUUGAGUGCCACUGCACACGCUGCUUAACGGAGACGACGGACGACUGGUAUCUGGAUGGACUUGAAUGUACCAACAAGGAAUGCGUCAAUGGUGUUGUAGUGGUGGCUGACGGUGAUGUUGAUAAUGCUAUCUGUAAAUUAUGUGGCACUGCACGUAGUGGAGCUGAGAUUAGUAGAUACGAACAUGAGAUGAAGAUGGUUGAAGCACUGAAGGUUAACUCUGAAGAGGACAAGUGGAAAAUGUAUCACCAGCAAAUGUGGGAAAUUGCGACGACUAAGCUGAAUUUACAUCCACGGAGCACACGGGUAGCUGUGAUGGCGCGUGAGAUCAGCAAUUUCCUGCUAAAUGCAACGUCUGUGGAGUUACAGCGCCAAGCUCUUCGGUUUUGCUGGGUAGAGCUACGCGCAGUCGAGUGGCUACUACCAAAGACCAAACUCCCGUCUAGAGGUCUCCUGCAUUUCCAGAUCGGUAAGCUUUUAUUCAAAGAAGUUACCACUUCUAUGUCGUCUGUAGCUCGAGCUGAACAGCUUCAAAACACUACGAAACAUCUUCAAGAAGCUCUUUCAGUGUUGGACUGCGCAUGUGGAAGCGACAGCGAUGCAGUGCAGGCUGCGCAGUUGAUGCUGGACGACGUUCGUCGCGCCGUUCAGCUUCCUUAA
Messenger RNA from Phytophthora nicotianae INRA-310, 1488 nucleotides. RefSeq lists its product as hypothetical. The transcript has 2 exons. The record is from RefSeq and is a predicted model, not a curated record. The coding region runs from base 1 to 1488 and encodes 495 amino acids. Gene Ontology annotation, molecular function: protein binding. Lineage: Eukaryota; Oomycota; Peronosporomycetes; Peronosporales; Peronosporaceae. Gene Ontology annotation, cellular component: nucleus.